CAUUCUCCUAUUAAGUCAGCAGUAAAUACUGUAACGGAAAUAUUGGUAGCAAAGGAUAGGUAUCUUUAAUUUAAAGAUAAGUGUACAUAAAGCAUUUCUUAACAGCGAAGUUUUAACAAUGGAAACUAAUAUGGAAAUGAGUCCAACAAUCAUUGUUGCUGAGCCUACGGCAGAGUCUCUGCCAAAGUCUGCGCCUGAGCCUUCACCUGAUCCUGCACCUGAUCCUGCGCCUGAGCCUGUACCUGUGCCUGCACCUGAGCCUGAGCCAGAGCCUGCACCUGAGCCAGAAUCUGAACCUGUGCCUGCACCUGUUCCUAUAGCGGUUAAUAAAAUCUAUCCCGGAAUUGAAGGUCCAAAUGCACCUUAUGUGAAAAUAGUUUCAGCUGAUGGUCAUAGCUUCAUUAUCCUAAAGGAAUACGCACUUAUCUCCGCCACAAUAAAGGCCAUGUUAUCUGGACCCCGUCCCUUUCGUGAGCGUGAAUUACAUGAACUUCGUUUAAGAGAAAUACAAUCACAUGUUAUGCAAAAGGUUUGCUUAUAUUUCCAGUACAAAAUUUAUUACGAGAGUACUGUUGCUAAUCUCCAUGAUGUUCCUGAAUUUCCUAUUGAACCCGAGGUUGCAGUUGAUAUAUUGAUGGCAUCGAAUUUUCUAAACUGUUAGAAAUUUUGAAGAUACAAAGUUGCAAAGAUACAAGUAAGCAAUUCAAAGAUUGAAUUCAAUUCAUACAUAUUUUAU
Messenger RNA from Teleopsis dalmanni, 736 nucleotides. RefSeq names its product elongin-C-like. Gene Ontology annotation, cellular component: elongin complex. The transcript has 3 exons. The record is from RefSeq and is a predicted model, not a curated record. Gene Ontology annotation, biological process: ubiquitin-dependent protein catabolic process. Gene Ontology annotation, molecular function: protein-macromolecule adaptor activity. NCBI's taxonomy places the organism in Eukaryota, Metazoa, Arthropoda, Insecta, Diptera, Diopsidae. Bases 119 to 661 code for a protein of 180 amino acids.